Molecule: messenger RNA, 1317 nt
Organism: Lytechinus variegatus (green sea urchin)
Lineage: Eukaryota; Metazoa; Echinodermata; Echinoidea; Temnopleuroida; Toxopneustidae
Product: cyclic AMP receptor-like protein A
Exons: 11
Coding region: 14-1135 (373 amino acids)
Biological process (GO): cell surface receptor signaling pathway; adenylate cyclase-activating G protein-coupled receptor signaling pathway
Cellular component (GO): plasma membrane
Molecular function (GO): G protein-coupled receptor activity
Source: RefSeq, a predicted model, not a curated record
AUUUUCAACAAAGAUGGCAGAUCCUACAAGCGCACCCCUUGAAUGCCCGUUGUUUAAUGGUGACGUUACAAAAUGUAAUACUAUUUAUGGGAUCCGAAAGGCUCUAGCUGCCCUCUCUUUAAUCGGAUGUGUUUUCAUGAUAACAGUGAUCUGGAUCUUUAAGAAGUAUGAACUCUUUGUACAAAGACUGAUCCUGUGGCUCACAGUAGCAGCAUUCUUUGGAAGUAUAUCAAAGUUUUUGGAAAGCCCAAGAGAAGACAGUGCUGUCUGUAAUUUUGAAGGGUGGUGGACACAAUUUUGGGACUGGGUGACAUUGAUGUGGGUCAGCUGUAUAACCUUUAACCUUUACUUGAUUACAAUAUGGAUGAUCAACACAGAGAGAAGAGAAAUAAUAUACCAUCUCGUGACCUGGGGGUUUUCAUUUCUCAUGGCUUGUCUACCAUUGAUUGGUAAUCAUUAUGGACCAGCUGGGGCAUGGUGUUGGAUACCGGCAGAGUACCCAGUAUGGCGUUUCUUCAUCUGGUAUGGGCCACUCUUUUUGCUGAUAAUUCUGAUGUUUGCUGUCUAUGCAUAUAUUACAUACAAGCUGAGAAAAAGGAUACGAAGUUGGCAGGGGACUUAUGAACCUGAAAUAGAGCGAAAUAGACAGCUAAUACGAGAGGAGAUCAAGCCGCUCAGAGCGUACCCGUUUAUUUAUCUUGUGCUUUCUAUAUUUCCGCUAAUAAACAGGAUUCAGAACGCCGUGAAUCCUGAUAAUGCCGUCUUCGUGUUAUAUCUCUUCCACGCUUUGUCUGCUCCGCUGGUUGGUCUGAUUAAUGCUAUCGUUUAUGGCCUCGAUCCAGAGACGCGAAGUCGUUUAACAUGGACGCAAAUAAAGCUUGCACUCAAAUCAAGACGAGCCGAGAAAGCCGUCAUCAAGGAGUACACCAUUCACUCAGACAUUCCGGCCCCGGAUGCCCCACCCACAGAGAUCCCCGACCUAGCCAGCCCCGAUGAUAAUCUCACAGACAGACCCUUUGACCAGCCCUCGGUGCAAGGGGACAAGAAGAGCACUGCUGAAGAAGGGGAUGUGAUAGCAGGAGAAGGAGGCGCCAGUGGGGUUAAUGAUGGGGAGGCGACCAUUGAAAUUGUGUGAAUUAGAUAACGUCAAAAAAAAUUUCGCAUGCCAAGGAGUUCCAAAUUUGAAGGUUCCAGACCUAGCCAACCUCGGCCCUGAUGAUAAUCUCACAGACAGACCCUUUGACCAGCCCUCGAUGGAAGGGGAUAAGAAGAGUGCUGGUGAAGGAGAAAGGGGGUUUGACAGAGAGGGAGGAGCCA